This is a messenger RNA of Trichoderma aggressivum f. europaeum, 2388 nucleotides long. RefSeq lists its product as uncharacterized. The transcript has a single exon. Lineage: Eukaryota; Fungi; Ascomycota; Sordariomycetes; Hypocreales; Hypocreaceae. The coding region runs from base 1 to 2388 and encodes 795 amino acids. The record is from RefSeq and is a predicted model, not a curated record.
AUGAAGCAUUCAUUUUUGUCGCAGAGCUUCAGAUACUCUCACCGCUCUCGAUAUACAGCACGUCUCCGACCAGUAUUCAGACGCACAAACCAACUCGCAUCACAGGCAACUCUUUCAAGACAGCGCGCCUAUUCAACCAGCCAUGAUGGCUCCAAUCCCUCUCCGCAGCCAAUCUGGAGACGACGAUCGUCCAUCUGGGCUUUGGCUCUCCUCGUGUACGUCGUUUCUGAGUUUGGGCAGGGCUAUUACAUUGGCUACUGGAAGGAGAGGAACUGGCAGACGCAAAACAACUACUCGUGGAUGCCAUGGAACGACACCGCAGAAGCAGCAGGCAAAGACUCCGAGCCUGUCGAAAAAGAUGGUUACACGCCACUCGUUCGACCGUUGGAGAUUCGAGUGCUGAUUCUGCAUCCUGGCAAGAAAGGCUCUCCGAUCGAAUGCACGCUUGAACAUCGUCGCCUCGGAUCCAGCAAGGCCCGGUUUGACGCCCUCUCAUACGUCUGGGGGAGCCCAGCCGUCACGGGGGAAAUCACCUGCAACAACAGACGCAGAAACGUCGGCAGGAAUCUCUACGAUGCACUGGAGCGACUUCGGCUUCCAGACGAGGAAAGGGUCUUGUGGAUUGACGCCCUCUGCAUCAACCAGGCAGACAACCAGGAGAAGACGCAGCAGGUUCGCCUCAUGGGCGAGAUCUAUUCGAAAGCACAUAGGGUGCUCAUCUGGCUGGGAAAUCACGAGGCCGUAGAAGCUGGAGUUGGCAAGUUGGCUUCACGACCACCUGACGGAAAACAUGUCGACUGGAAGCCGCUCAAGCCCGUCUUUACCAAUGUGCUGUUCUAUCAAGCCCAGGCUUUCCUCAUAUGGCUCGGAUUCGAUAGCGCAGUCAACAUGGGAGUCGCAAAUCUCGAAGAACCGCAGUCCCCAAGGCAGUUUGACUGGUCCGCACUCGUACCCGUCAUCCAAAGCCCCUGGUUCAACAGGGUCUGGUGCAUUCAAGAGCUGGUCUUGGCAUCGAAUCCCCUCAUAGUCACGCGUGAUUCCAUGAUUUCCUGGGAUCAAUUUGCCAGAGCCGUGUUGGAGCUUAGAACGCAAUUCGACACCUACCGAAUGAAGACGCAGCAUCGAGACAACCAAUCGAUGGAAAACUUUUAUUUUCUCCACGACAUGCGACAAAAGCGCAAAAAGAAGAGGAGUCAACGGCACAACUUGCUGGAGCUGCUCUUCCUCACUCGAGGCUUCCAGGCUACAGAUCCUCGAGACAAGCUGUUUGCGCUCGUGGGCCUGGCCGGAGACGUUUUAUCGUCCGACUGGGAGGUGACGCCGAAUUACGACUUGUCCGUUGCCGAGGUCUACCAUCGCUUCGCUCUCUGGCAUCUGAUUCGCAAAAGACAGUUUGAAAUCUUCUCCUUUGGUCGCGGCCAAGGUCUUCCUCUCUCCCUAGAGCUGGAGCCACUGCCUUCUUGGGUCCCCGACCUGACGAGGCCGGAUUUUGCCGCACCGCUUCCGAAGCUGGACUAUCUCUCCGUCAACUACAUCGAUCUUAGGUACGACGUGCUCAAAGAGUUUGCCCUGCGUAAAAAGUAUUUCGGAGAAGCCACCAAGGUCUACCAUGCGGAUCUGAAAUACCCCUGGUGGGCCCUCGGACGCCAAUCCGACUUUCGCCCAGCCCGCAUUGCCUUCUCUCAGGGGACGGCAGUGAUACACGUCGUAGGUACCAAAAUCGGGGCAUUAAAGGCCUUGGGCACGCCGUUUGAUCACAAGAUUGCGAAUACAGAAUUCAUGGGCGAGGAUGCGGGCUUUGCUGCCAACAUCUUGCACACGUGGGCUUGGCUCAACCAGACGUGGGCCGUCGCCGGACAGAACGUGCUCGGUGACAAGUAUGCACGGCUGCCCAAGGACAAAAUCGACGCAGUGUGGCGUACAAUGACAUGUUGUAUGACGGCGAACGGGAAAAAUGCCCAGUUUACCAUCUAUUCGCGUGCUGCCCAGGCCUUGUAUGAGAAUUUUCUCGAAAACACACGACGCCUCGGACUGAGGCAAGGCGGUCAAGUCGACAAGAACGCGCAGGUUACUGUCAAUGAUGCCGUGCCUCUCACUGAAGAUUUGUUGUCCAAGCUUCUCCUCAUGCACACCAGCGCGGUGAAAUGGUGUCCAGGGCGCCGGUUUGCAGUUACAGAUGCUGGUGACUUUGCUGCCGUGCCCAAGGCGGCGCAGAAGGGGGAUGUUGUCUGCAUCUUCAACGGAGGGAGGGUGCCUUAUGUUUUGAGGCCUGCUGCAAACGGAAACUACACGCUAGUUGGCGAGUGCUAUGUGGAUGGGAUGAUGAGGGGAGAGGUGAGGGAUCGAUUUCCACGACGGUCACACGAGACCAGCUUCUCGAUACAAUAG